ACUGAGCGCCGCCAUCUUGGUCGCGCCGGCGCAAGGGCCUGUGGGAAGGUGGAGCAUUCGUCACUUUCGGCGCGCCCGUCUCCAUAGCAACGGCGUCGUGCGGCCUGGUUGCUCGGAGCCCGGACCGGGGGCACUGAACGCCCCAAAGUGAGGGACACCGAGCCCCAAAGCCGGGAACCGCUCCCGACCCUGCUCCUCCAUCACCCCUGAGAGGGAACAAGGACCCCCGGCCACCCGGCCAUGGCUGAGCGAGGGGACGCCCUUUGUGGGGCCCCCGAGGAGCCGCAGCCCCCAGGAGUGACCCUCAGUGACAGCCUCAUCAGCACCCGCACACGCUCCACGGGGCCGCUGCCCACCGGCACGCUGCGCUUGGACCGGGAGAACAUCUCCUGCAUCGGGAAAAGCCGCGGGCAGGAAGGGAUCCACAGCCUCUACCUGCAGCAGAACCAAAUUGAGAAGCUGGAGAACCUGGAGUGCUUUCCCAACCUGAGGUUCCUGUGCCUGGCCGGGAACCGCAUCCAGAGGGUGCAGAACCUGCAGGGGCUGCUCCAGCUCAGCCUCCUGGACCUGUCCCACAACCUGAUCCAGGUGCUGCACACAGAGGAGCUGCCCCGCAGCCUGCGCAUCCUGGACCUGGCAGGGAACCAGUGCACCCAGCAGGAGGGGUACAGGGAUUGA
Molecule: messenger RNA, 678 nt
Organism: Melospiza melodia melodia
Lineage: Eukaryota; Metazoa; Chordata; Aves; Passeriformes; Passerellidae
Gene: LRRC46
Product: leucine rich repeat containing 46
Exons: 8
Coding region: 241-678 (145 amino acids)
Molecular function (GO): protein binding
Source: RefSeq, a predicted model, not a curated record